UUCCUUCAUUGCUUUAAGUACUAGCUUCACAUCACUAUACACGGUACACGCUCUCACUACUUUUUAUCAUCCACUGUCUUUCACCAUGCCUUCUGUUUCUCAGCAAUGGCUGCUACUGCUUCUAAUAACCACAGUACUAACAGUCUUCGCACGUGCCGACUUACCAGGCACGUGGGAGCUCCUCGUGCAGAACGCCGGCGUAGCCUCCAUGCACACCGCCGUCACACGCUUCAAUACCGUGGUGCUCCUCGACCGCACCAGCAUCGGCCCUUCCCGCAAAAUGCUCCGCAGGGGCCACUGCCGCAACGACCCCUACGACGCGGUUCUGAAGCGCGACUGCUACGCCCACUCCGUGCUCUUCGACCUCCAGACAAAGCAAAUCCGCCCGCUCAUGAUCCAGACCGACACGUGGUGCUCAUCCGGGCAGUUCCUCCCGGACGGCACGUUAUUACAAACGGGUGGUGACCUGGACGGGGUGAAAAAGAUCCGAAAAUUCGUCCCGUGCGAGGCAACCGGGUCGUGCGACUGGGUGGAGCUUGCUGACGUGGAAUUGGCCAACGGGAGGUGGUACGCCACGAAUCAGAUUCUGCCGGACGGGUCGGUGGCUAUAGUCGGCGGGAGAGCGGCCAACACGGUGGAGUAUUACCCGCCGAGAAAAGGCGCCGUUGCGCUCAAUUUCCUUGCUGACGUGGAGGACAACCAAAUGGACAAUUUAUACCCGUACGUGCAUCUCCUCCCCAACGGCCACCUCUUCAUCUUUGCUAACAACAAAGCGGUGUCGUACGAUCACAACGUGGAUAAAAUCGUGAGGGAAUAUCCACCGUUGGAUGGCGGCCCACGUAAUUACCCGUCCGCCGGAUCAUCCGCAAUGCUGGCGUUAGAAGGCGACUACUCAACGGCUGUGAUUUUGGUUUGCGGCGGGGCCCCGUACGGCGCUUUCAUCGCGAGGAUGACCGACACCCCGGCGCACGGUAGCUGCGGGCGCAUCGUAGCGACGUCGCCCGACCCGGUUUGGGAAAUGGAGGACAUGCCGUUCGGGAGGAUUAUGGGGGACAUGGUCAUGCUCCCAAGCGGCGACGUUUUGGUCAUCAACGGAGCGCAAGCUGGGACCCAGGGCUUCGAGGCGGCAUCCAACCCGUGCUUGUACCCGCUUCUUUACCGAUACGACCAGCCGGUCGGCUUGCGGUUCAUGACUUUGAACCCGGGAACCGUGCCCCGAUUGUACCACUCCACCGCGAAUCUCUUACCCGACGGGCGGGUAUUAAUCGCCGGAAGCAACCCGCAUUAUUUCUACAGAUUCGACGCCGAGUUUCCCACGGAGUUACGAAUCGAAGCGUUUUCGCCCGAGUAUUUGAGUCCGGACCGGGCGAAUCUUCGACCCAUUAUCGAGGGGAUACCCGAAACGGUGCGCUACGGCGAGAGUUUUGACGUUUCGGUGUCGGUUCCGCUGUCCGUGGUGGGGGUUGUGGAGGUUAAUUUGGGGAACGCGCCUUUUGCCACGCAUUCGUUUUCGCAGGGUCAGCGGCUGGUCAAACUGGCCGUUACGCCGUCGGUGCCGGACGCUGAGGGGCGUUACAGGAUUAGCUGUGUGGCGCCGCCGAAUGGGAUGGUUGCUCCGCCAGGUUAUUACAUGGCAUUUGCGGUCAAUCAGGGCGUGCCAAGUGUUGCGCGCUGGAUACAUCUGGUGUCUUGAUGUAUGAUUUUAAUUUUUGGUUAGAAAGUUCGUUAAUGAAUUAAAUGUGGAUAAGAACCGUAAAGCAUUAAUUGAUAUUUUGCUUCCUU
Molecule: messenger RNA, 1782 nt
Organism: Pyrus x bretschneideri (Chinese white pear)
Lineage: Eukaryota; Viridiplantae; Streptophyta; Magnoliopsida; Rosales; Rosaceae
Product: aldehyde oxidase GLOX
Exons: 1
Coding region: 86-1693 (535 amino acids)
Source: RefSeq, a predicted model, not a curated record